Mauremys reevesii (Reeves's turtle) is the source of this 1336-nucleotide messenger RNA. It is a transcript of the gene APOA4, whose product is annotated as apolipoprotein A4. The record is from RefSeq and is a predicted model, not a curated record. Lineage: Eukaryota; Metazoa; Chordata; Testudines; Geoemydidae. Gene Ontology annotation, biological process: lipid transport; lipoprotein metabolic process. The transcript is spliced from 4 exons. Bases 226 to 1329 code for a protein of 367 amino acids. Gene Ontology annotation, molecular function: lipid binding. Gene Ontology annotation, cellular component: extracellular region.
AGGGCCCAGCCCUGCACAGACAGUCCUUGCCCCAGGAGCUGGCAGCAGAUACACAGACUGGCCCAGGAAGUUCCCCCUUUUCACAAGUGGGGAGCAGAGACCCAGAGAGACUUGCCCACGGAGGGACUAAUUGGUAGCUCUGGGCACUGAAGCAGGACACCGCGGUUCCCAUCAGCACGAGUGGCUCAUUUUGCCUGGCCGGUCCCUGAACCCGAAGAGCGCAGGAUGUCUCUGAAGGCUGUCACCCUUGCUCUGGCACUUCUCGCCAUCACAGGGGCCCAUGCAGAUGUCAGUGCCCAGCAGGUGGCCGAUGUGGUCUGGAAUUACUUCACCCAGCUGACCGGCAAUGCCAAGGAGACGAUGGAGCAGAUCCAGCAAUCUGAAAUCAGCAAGCAGCUCAACACCCUCUUCCAGGACAACCUCCAGAAUGUCAACUCCUACGCGGGGGAUGUGCAGAAGAAGCUGGUCCCCUUCGCCACCGAGCUGCAUGCCAAGCUGAGCCAGGACUCAGAGAAGCUGAAGGAGCAGAUCCGGCAGGAGCUGGAGGACCUGCGCCUCAAGCUGUCCCCUUACGCCGACCAAGUGCAACAGCACAUCAGCAAGAACAUCCAGGAGCUGCAGCUCAAGCUGAGCCCUUAUGCCGAGGAGCUGCGUGGCCAGGUCAACCAGAACGCGGAUUUGCUGCGCCAGCAGCUGGCCCCCUAUGCCCAAGAGCUGCGGGACAAGCUGCAGGAGAAUGUGGACGGCCUCCAGGCAGCCCUGGCCCCCUAUGCCGAGCAGCUCCAGCAGCAGAUUGACAAAAACGUGGCGGACAUGAAGGAGAAGCUGGCGCCCUUGGCUGACAAGCUCCAAGUGAAGAUAGACCAGAACGUGGAGGAGCUGCGCAAGCAGCUGGCCCCCUACGCCCAGGACGUGCAGGACAAGCUCAAUCGCCAGCUUGAGGGCCUGUCCUUCCAGAUGAAGAAGGGUGCAAAGGAGCUGCAGGCCAAGCUCUCGGAGAGCGCGGAAGAGCUGCGCCUGAAGCUGAACCCUUAUGCCGAGGAACUGAAGGAGAAGCUGCGCACGGAUGCCGAGGGUCUGCGCCAGUCCCUGGGCCCCUACGUGGAGGGCCUGAGUGGGCAGAUGGAACAGAAGAUUGAGGAGUUCCGCCAAACCGUGGGCCCCUACGGGGAGGCCUUCAACAAGCAGCUGGUGCAGAAGGUGGAGGAGAUGAGGCAGAAGCUGGGCCCCUACGCUGGGGAAGUGGACGAUCAUCUCAGCUUCCUGGAGAAGGACGUGCGGGACAUGGUCACCUCCUUCCUCAGCACCAUCAAGCAGAUCGAAAACUGAGGGGAUC